CCUUCCCCCUCCACACACUCAUCAUGGCCAACGCCCUUCACAAUAUCUACCGGCUGGCCGGCCCCGUGGCCGUCGGUGCCAUGCUUUUCAACGCUUCCCUCUACGAUGUCAAGGGUGGUACGCGGGCUGUCAUCUUCGAUCGAUUGUCUGGUGUGCAGGAGCAGGUCGUCAACGAAGGCACACACCUUUUGGUCCCGUGGCUGCAGCGGGCCAUUAUCUACGACGUGCGGACGAAGCCGCGCAAUAUCUCGACCACCACCGGAAGUAAGGAUUUGCAGAUGGUCACAUUGACGCUGCGUGUGCUGCACCGUCCGGAUGUGCCGCGGCUGCCACAGAUCUACCAGUCAUACGGUACCGACUAUGAUGAGCGUGUGCUCCCCUCCAUCGGAAACGAAGUCCUCAAAGCUAUCGUCGCCCAGUUCGACGCCGCCGAGCUCAUCACGCAGCGUGAAGCCGUCUCCAACCGCAUCCGUACCGACCUCCUGAAGCGCGCAGCGCAGUUCAACAUCGCUCUGGAGGAUGUCUCCAUCACCCACAUGACCUUCGGAAAGGAGUUCACCAAGGCCGUCGAGCAGAAGCAGAUCGCCCAGCAAGACGCCGAGCGGGCACGAUUCAUUGUCGAGCGCGCCGAGCAGGAGCGACAAGCCAACGUUAUCCGCGCUGAGGGAGAAGCCGAGUCUGCCGACAUCAUUAGUAAGGCUGUCGCCAAGGCCGGUAGCGGUCUCAUUGAGAUUCGUCGUAUCGACGCCAGCCGGGAGAUCGCCCAGACUCUGGCUGGUAACCCCAACGUCACAUAUCUGCCUGGUGGUGAGGGCAAGGAUGGAGGCAAGAGCACUAGCCUCUUGCUGGGUCUGCGAUCCUAAGAGGAGGUUGAUAUAAAGAAGUGAGGGUGUCUGGCGGCGCCCAUUUCUACGAAAUGUACCAUUUAAUCGCUCGCCGUGUCCGAGGGCGUUCUAUCGACUGUGCAUGUUCCCCGAGGCGCGGACGUGGCUCUGUCCACUUUUGUUUUUUCUGACCUGUAGCAAUACCAAUACCUCUACUCCAUAUCAGA
Messenger RNA from Penicillium cinerascens, 1051 nucleotides. RefSeq names its product prohibitin subunit PHB1 (gene phb1). Lineage: Eukaryota; Fungi; Ascomycota; Eurotiomycetes; Eurotiales; Aspergillaceae. Bases 24 to 863 code for a protein of 279 amino acids. Gene Ontology annotation, cellular component: membrane; mitochondrion. The record is from RefSeq and is a predicted model, not a curated record. Gene Ontology annotation, biological process: mitochondrion organization. The transcript has 2 exons.